Molecule: messenger RNA, 915 nt
Organism: Acanthosepion pharaonis
Lineage: Eukaryota; Metazoa; Mollusca; Cephalopoda; Sepiida; Sepiidae
Source: the annotation of a GenBank genome assembly
AUGCACUUGGGUCAGACCUACCUUGGUAAAGUGCACAAACUGGAAUCCCUCCUUCACUCAUGCACUCCUGUGCCAGUUUAUUCUGCCCAGUCGACAACACCGCACGCCUCUUCAACCACCAGCAAACCAGCAAACCAGCAAGGGCACGACUAUCAUUAUUUUAGUGGUAAUUCCUCAUUAACACUAGGUGCUUUUUCAGCCCGCAAUUUACUCUGCAAUUUAGCUAACAGAAUUUCAUCCUCUUCUUCCCAUUCACUCAGUUCUUUUUCUUCCCUAAGUCUGGCCCUUCCUUCAGCAAACGGUAUACCUGUGCCUUUCUCCUUCCCGUAUGUUCUCUCUCUUCCUCCCGCUUUCUCGACAACUGAGAUGUGGGAGUCGGGUUGUUGCGUUUGGUAUGGUCCAUCUGCAAGGACAGGUUCAUCUCAGGUGACCCGCUUCUCCAUAGCACCAACACCUUCGCUCCUUAAAACUGGCCAAAAAGUGCCCGACCACACCACAUGUCCAGCAUCUCAGAGGUCUUACUUGCACUGGGGCCACCCUGCCUCUUACUUUUUCAUGGGUGACCCAUUGGCAUUUCCCGGACCCUUUUCCUUCUUGGUAGGGGGCACCAGCGUAUUAACUCGCUUUAUCUCCAGUUUACAGUCUCCCUCUGCCAUACACCAGAUGCCAGAACUUGCCACAAGUCGUGCAGUCUGGCUCCAAAGACCUUGGGUUGCCUCCAUAGAUUGUCAGACAGUCGCAGGCCCGAUUCACACCAUACUUGCAAGUCCAGCACAUCAGCCCAUAUCAGCCCGGUGUCCUGUAUCUGGAUCUGCUCCUGGUCUUUCUUUUUCAUCACUACCUUGCCAACCCCCCCCCCCCGGGUUCAUACCUACACCCCCACUUAUUCUAUCCCAGAGUCGCUCACUGGUCUGA